This is a messenger RNA of Leucoraja erinaceus (little skate), 1251 nucleotides long. It is a transcript of the gene isy1, whose product is annotated as ISY1 splicing factor homolog. Gene Ontology annotation, biological process: mRNA 3'-splice site recognition; generation of catalytic spliceosome for second transesterification step. The transcript is spliced from 11 exons. NCBI's taxonomy places the organism in Eukaryota, Metazoa, Chordata, Chondrichthyes, Rajiformes, Rajidae. The record is from RefSeq and is a predicted model, not a curated record. Gene Ontology annotation, cellular component: post-spliceosomal complex; catalytic step 2 spliceosome; Prp19 complex. Bases 122 to 973 code for a protein of 283 amino acids.
ACUACUGCUGCUGUUGCUGUUGCUGCUGCUCUUGCUCUUGCUGUUGGUGUUGGUGUCGGUGUCGGUGUCGCGGCUGCACUGAGGCGUGUGCUGGUGUGUGGGAGAGUGACCCAGCUUCACCAUGGCUCGAAAUGCAGAGAAGGCAAUGACUGCUUUGGCGAGAUUUCGCCAAGCGCAGCUGGAAGACGGAAAAGUUAAGGAGAGGAGACCAUUCCUCGCAUCAGAGUGCAGUGAAUUGCAUAAAGCAGAGAAAUGGAGGCGACAAAUCAUAAGCGAAAUUUCCAAAAAAGUGGCACAGAUACAAAAUGCUGGUUUGGGAGAAUUUCGGAUACGAGAUCUUAACGAUGAAAUCAAUAAGUUGCUUCGAGAGAAAGGCCACUGGGAAGUCCGAAUAAAGGAGUUGGGAGGUCCUGAUUAUGGAAAAUUUGGACCAAAGAUGUUGGAUCAUGAGGGGAAAGAAGUUCCAGGCAAUAGAGGAUACAAAUAUUUUGGAGCAGCAAAAGAUUUGCCAGGAGUCAGAGAACUGUUUGAAAGAGAGCCACCUGCCCCACCACGGAAAACUCGUGCCGAGCUCAUGAAAGACAUUGAUGCAGAUUAUUAUGGUUACAGAGAUGAAGAUGAUGGUGUCCUUCUACCCUUGGAACAAGAGCUUGAGAAAAAAGUUAUAGCAGACGCAGUGAAAAAGUGGAAGGAAGAUAAAGAGGCCCGGCUUGCAAAUGAAGGUUUUAAAGAGGAGGAAGAAGAAGAAGUGAAUAUCUACGCAGUGAAAGAUGAUGAGUCUGAUGAAGACGAUGAGGAACAGAUGGAAGGAGACGAAGACCAGCAAAAAUUUAUAGCUCAUGUUCCUGUACCAUCACAGAAAGAGGUUGAAGAGGCGCUUGUACGAAGGAAGAAAAUGGAACUGUUGCAGAAAUAUGCUAGUGAAGCUCUAAUGGCUCAAAGUGAAGAUGCUAAAAGACUUCUGGGACUGUAACAAAUUAUUUGCUUGCAAAGACUUGUUUUAUAAAAUACCACAAUGUAAAUUUCACAAGAGAGAUUGCAGACUACUUUCAACGCUAUUUGUACCAAUACCAAACUUCUGCAGAGACAUCAAAAUAACUUGAUUUUUGAUGUCUGGUUUGUUGGUUUCAAGAAAGUGUCAUCAACAUUUCCUGUAUAUAGCGACCUUUAUUUCUGAAUGAAUGGGAAUUGACCAAUUUUUGUUUCUAUAUUUUAUAGAUUGUGUUAUUAAAAUUGUAUUCUUUCAUACAA